AUCUGGCGCGAGCGUCUCCACUGGAGCUUGCCGAAAACCACCGAUCGCUCAAUCACCACGCCGUCGCUUUCCCUUCUCUCUUUCCUCUGGGAAGCCUCCGCCGAGCGUUGGCUCGAAAAUCGAACGCGCCCAGAGACACCACACCACCCACACUAGCCCCGUCGCCCACCACACAUCGACCCUCCCCCUCUCCCUCCCCUCGCUCCGCUCCCCUCCCCACCCAGCUCGCUCUCCCCUAGCCUGCUGCUGCCACUGCUUCGCUGGUGGCUCCGCCCGCUCGCUCGAGUGCAGAAUGAUACGCCCGCCUCAAGCGCUCCAACAUCUCUUCUAAUUCCCAACCCCCGCCACCCUUCGAGAGGACAGAUGACGCCAGCUGGAGGUUAAUCCCCCUGCGCGAACGACGUCGAAGCGACCCGAGUCGGACGCGGCCAGAGGCAGAACAAUGGCUGCACCAGACCGAGGCACCGAUGCCGCAGUCGGCGCCCGAGACGACGCUCCGCCGUCGCCUCCAAAAUUCCACCACCACCAACACUACUACAACCACCACCCCACCCGCAAUCACAGUAACAACAACCACCACCGCCAACACUCACACCACCACGACCAAGCCCACCAUGUCGCCGUCGCCGACCAUGGCCGCGAGUCGAGGUCGUCGCCACCCGCCGCCUACGAUUCGGACCACACGCCGCGAUCAGGACCACAACCUGCUGAGGACACGCAGCCAGCGUGGCAGUCCCUCCCGGCCACGCACCACACCUCAGACCUCCCUUAUCACUCACCGCGCCCGCUGAGAUACCACACCGCAUACCUUCCGACAUCGCACUCGGCCUCGGCUGACCCGUCUCCCUCGCAAACACACUCGUCUUCGUCUUCCCUCAACAACAUGGCGGGGCAUCGUGAGUCAAGCGACGCACCCGAUCCGCAGCGCGUACAGCAACGGACCCCCGAGCGGCCCGCUUUCCGUCGAGAUCAGCUCUCUAGCGCCUCAACAGCCAGCAACUGCACGGUCAGAGCGCCUCCUGUUUCGGACCUUGCCUUACCCACUGCGGCAAGGUCGAACCAGAGGCCGCAUGGAGACUCUUAUCCACGAUACCCAAACCAAUCCUACUCGGUGCUGCAAUCACAAGAGGAGUUUAUGCGCUACCCCAACCCGCCGCUACAGGCGCAUCAGAUCCAUCCGCCUGGCCCGCACCUCCUGAGGACGCGGAGCUCCCACCCCUCGCAAUACUCGUCCUUUUCCUCCGUGUCGACCGGCUUGCAUCCCGCACAAUACAUUCCCAUCGAGGGCAUCAAGACUCACGACCAUGGCAUCCGGACGGCGGGCAAUUCGCCCGCCACCAGCCCUGGCUUGUUUGACAUGGGACAACCCAUAAGACCCGUCCUUGGGCCGUCGGAGGAACAUGGCUACUACUCGAGUCCUUACCUGCACUUUACCCAGAGGCAGGUACCGAAAGAAACCCAUGUCGCGGAUGUCGAUGUCGAUCCGAUCUCGGGCCGCAAGAUCAUCAACCAAUAUGAGAUCAUCGACGAACUCGGUCGGGGGGUGCACGGAAAGGUGAAACUUGGCCGCAGCUUGGAGACUGGACAAUUCGUGGCUAUCAAGAUAGUGGAUCGAUACUCGAAGAGAAGGCGUCUGGGCAAGAACACCAGUCACGAGGACAAGAUCAGGAAGGAGAUUGCCAUUCUGAAGAAGGCUCGUCACCCGAACAUUGUUGGUUUGCUCGAGGUCAUCGACGAUCCGUCCCGGAAGAAGGUUUACAUUGUCUUGGAGCAUGUCGAGUUGGGCGAAGUUCGAUGGAGAACCGAAGGAUCGAGGGAGAUUAUCCAAAUCGAGCAUCGCCGAUACGAACGUGAAGCCAGGGGUAUUUUCGAUAAUGAGUCCGCCGCGCUUGAGGAUCAAAGGAUACUAUUGGAGGCGCAAAGGAAACGGGAAAGGCAGGAGAAGAGGAGGCUGAGGCGGCUUCACGCCAAGCGUGAACACGAAGCCGGCGCCGAAUCAUGGAGCUUUGAGCAUGGCGGAGAUACAGAGGAGGAAGACAGCGAGGGCGAGGAAAUCUCUCGGACCUCGACGGCAACGAAUGAAGAUCCAAUGGGUCUUGGCAAGAAGAGGAGCAGAGCGGCGUCGAGCAGAGCGGCAUCGCCAACGGACAUGGACGCAGAAACGACGCCACACGCCCCGUUGAACGAGCGGGUGGAGGAAUUGCGCGAAUCAAUGCCCUCGAGCAGCUCCUUGCCGUCCAUGGGUUGCGAGCAUACGCAAGAAGAGCCUCGGUCUCAGUCUGUCACGGGCCUGGAAGGAACCAUGUACGGCGCAUACGUAUCCAUGCCGUUCCGAGGCAGGAACCCGAGCAUCGCAGGAAGCUCGUCUUCGAACAAUCUCGACCAAUUGGAAGAUCUCGACGUGCCUGAACAUUUCCGCUACGUCCCGCUCAUGACUUUGAGCGCCACCCGGAACGCCUUUCGCGACACCGUCUUGGGGUUGGAGUAUCUUCACUACCAAGGAGUUGUCCACAGAGACAUUAAGCCGGCCAACCUGUUGCAGUCCAGAGACAACCGCAUCAAGAUUUCGGAUUUUGGCGUUUCUUAUCUGGGACGCCGCACGGCCGCAGCAAUCGGCGACGAUCAAUCCGAGUCCGACGCACAGGAUGUGGACGAAGCAAUCGAGCUAGCCAAGACGGUUGGUACGCCAGCGUUUUACGCUCCGGAACUUUGCCAAACCGAUGCGGACGCGGAUGCUCUCCCGGUCACCGGGCAGAUCGAUGUCUGGGCUUUGGGUGUGACGUUGUACUGCCUUGUAUUUGGCCGUGUUCCGUUUCACGAUUUGAACACCUUUGUUGUGAUGCGGCUUAUCGCAGAGGAUGAGGUGUACAUUCCGCGAUUCCGCCUUAGGGCUGUCGAUGACCGCUCUGGAUCCCGCCCGGGUUCGCACAGUCGCUUCUUUAACCCAAUGACCAGCAACAAGCGUGGUCCCCACGAUCUGGUUUAUGAGGAAAUCGACGAUGAUCUGUACGACCUGUUGAAGCGGCUUUUUAUCAAGGACCCUCGCAGGCGUAUCACACUGCGCGAAGUCAAACACCACCCUUGGGUCCUCCGCGAUAUCGCCGACCCGAUCGCUUGGCUCGAGGAAACCGAUCCUUCCCGGGAGACACAAGGCAAAAAGAUCGAAGUAUCACCAAACGAUGUUGAGAACGCCGUCGUCCAACUCAACUUGCUGGAAAGGGUCAAGUCUGGUAUGAGAAAGCUCGGAGGCGCUCUCGGAAUUGGCUCUGGAUCCAAAUCGUCAAAAUCUUCCCGCGAGCGCCCAAAGGGGGAAGGCGGAGUGUCAUCGGCCGCAUCGUCAAGCAGCACAAUUAGUCAAGACGCACGAAGGUCAAGUCUCCGACCCGAUGACACGAUUUUCGCCGCUUUGAGGGCGUCUAGGGAGAGCGACCAUCCAUUGUCUCAGAGCGUUACGGUCAGCCCUGAUGUGAGAGAGCGGGCUGAAUUUUUUAUCGGCCCCACCUCAAGGCCUGACUCCCCGGACGAUGGUGUGGAUGACGAUGUGAGAGAGACGACCGAGAAGCAUGAUCAGUUGAGUUUUGCUGAACGCGCGAGCCAGUCUAGCAUGUCUACCGCUGGCUCUGUGAGAACUCUGAGACAGGCUGAUUUUGAUUUUGUGUCGAGACGGCGGGGAGCUUCUCCUACCAUGCCUCAAGGUGUUCCCAGCACUCCUCUGACUCUGGACACUCCGGGGGCGUCGAACCUUAGUGGUAUUUUUGGAGGGGCCGGUCGCCGUAUCUUGAGGUCGGUGAGGAGCAAGGAGAGGAGCUCCACAGAACGAAAGACACCAGCCCACAGCCGAGCGACUUCGAUCGAUCGUCUAGUGGCAGGUGAGGAAGUUGACCCGCAUGGAGAGCCCAGCAUCGCUUUGAGCGAUGCGGUCGCUUCAGGUCAUGUCGAUCCACCCGCAAUUCCCACGGAAAGUUCAGCGGCCAGCAGCGUCGUUACGAGCCCGGCAUCACCGGUUUCGCACUCGACUGAUGCAAGGCCUCUAAGCCGCGAUGGCACACCUUCGCGGCAGUCGUCCAUCUCGUCAACAUCUUCCCAUCGUCCUCGUAAGCGCAUGGUCGAGGAAGACAGACUGUACUCGCUUCCUGCCAUGCAAGAAUAUUUGGAUGAGCGUUUCAACCGGGCUAGAGAUGAGAAUCGACGACGACGCAUCGCCGAGGAGCAAGCUGCUUCAAGGCCUACUUCUUCGCAUGGGCCUAGGCCGCCCAGCAAUCAUGGACCGGUUCUGUGCCCGCCGAGUCCUGAUGAUGAGUUUUAUUAUCAAAAGAAAAAAGAGGAGGAAUCUUAUUCGCGUCGCCCGAGCAUGACACCCAGAGGAUAUCCGGUACCUCUGACUUCGAGCUCUUCGGAUGAUCAAUUCUUCUCUGGAGUCUCGCAGUCCACUUCAAACCCGUCGCUUCCUUCCGUUAUAUCUGCAAAUUCAUCAAUCAUUCAAGAUGAGGUGGUUCCUGAGGAGCAAGAGAAAGAGCUUCAAGGGACCACGAAACUAGAGGGGCCGGUCGUUAGCGUGACUGAAGAGCACGAUCAUGAUGGCUAUGAUGGUGAUCACGCCUUGGAAAGCGAUGAGGAUGAUGAUUCGUCAGACGACGAUUUUAUCGAGUUGAGCACGAAGAAGCGCAAGCCUCCUGUUCAUCGGCAUUCUCGGAGCGAGAGUGUUUCGAAUGCAGAAAUCUCGCGUCACCAAGUCCACUCCAGCAUUAGCACCAGCAUUAGCACCGUCGUCAGGAAAUCGUCGCGCAGCGGCAGCAACGGCACCGUCAAGAAGGUCCGCAGCAACAGCGGAUCCGAUAUGGAAAUAAUACAUCACGAAAGCGCGUGACGCGCGUAGCCGUUAUUCGUGGCCGUUGUUCAGAUAACCGUUGCUUUCCUUGCUCUUUUCGGCAAAAGUACGAAAGCCUUUAUGACACUUUGUAUGAACAGCACGCUUUGAUUAUGUUUUAUCUUUCCGGAACUACUGCAGGCGGCCCCGGCACUGCACACGUUUGUUCACGAUAUCUCAUUCUCCUAUAUCAGCGAAGGCGCAAGGGGCGCACGGGACAAUGGGAGGGCAUGGGUGGCAUUUGUGUAGGGAGGCGGAGCUGGCGUCGAAGCAAAUACACAAUCUCGCGUUUUUUUUUUUUUUUUUUUUUUUUCUUCGUCGUUUCUUUAUUUCUUCGGUUUUGUUU
Messenger RNA from Aplosporella prunicola CBS 121167, 5213 nucleotides. RefSeq lists its product as uncharacterized. The record is from RefSeq and is a predicted model, not a curated record. Gene Ontology annotation, biological process: protein phosphorylation. The transcript is spliced from 2 exons. Bases 443 to 4867 code for a protein of 1474 amino acids. Gene Ontology annotation, molecular function: protein kinase activity; ATP binding. NCBI's taxonomy places the organism in Eukaryota, Fungi, Ascomycota, Dothideomycetes, Botryosphaeriales, Aplosporellaceae.